UCAAUCCCCCAAUUUCUUCACUCUCUUCUCAUCUGGUUUCAAUUUUCUCGUUCGAGAUUUCUCAGAAAUCCAAAGCGAUGGCGUCGCGCUACGAGGUGGAGGUGACCAUCGGGUCGGCGCGCGACCUCAAGAACGUGAACUGGCGGCACGGCGAUCUCCAGCCCUACGCCGUCGUCUGGAUCGACCCCGCCUCCAAGUGCUCCACCAAAGUCGCCGUCGACGGCGACGUCAACCCUGAAUGGGACGAGAAGGUUGUCCUCUCCUUACCCCCCGGCCAAACCCUGGACGAUGCCGUCCUCUUUAUCGACAUCGUCCACGCCGGCGCCGCAGAAGACGUCAAACCCCUCGUCGGCUCCGCCCGUCUCCCCCUCCGCGAGGUCAUCGACGACGCCGGCAUCGGCGGCAAGGCAUCUCGCGCCCUCAAGCUCAAGCGCCCCUCCGGCCGCCCCCAUGGCAAGCUUGACGUCAGGGUUGCCAUCAAGGAGCCCUCCCGCUACUACGACCCCUACGCCCCGCCCUACGGCCAGCGCUCCGUCUCCCGGGACUACCAGUACGGCUACGGCCAGCCGUACGCGGCGGCGCCACCUCCGGCGGGGUACCCUUACUCCACCCCAGCGCCGCCACCGGCGGGAACCGGGUACCCGUACGGGGCACCGGCGCCGGCUUACGGAGCUCCGCCGGUGUAUGCAUCGGGAUCGUACGGGGCGGCGGGAUCAUACGGGGCGCCGCCGGUGGCGCCGGUGGAGGAGAAGAAAAAGUCAAAGUUUGGGAUGGGAACGGGGCUGGCGGUCGGGGCGGCGGCUGGUGUUCUUGGGGGUUUGGCGUUGGCGGAGGGAAUAGAUUACGUCGAGGAUAAGAUCGCCGACGACGCGGCGGAGAAGGUGGAGGACGAUCUCGGGUACGAUGAUGGCGGCUACGACGGUGAUGACUUCUGAGCUCUCAGAUCUAAAAGCAACGGAAGUUUCUGUUCUAAUUAAUAAUUUCAUCUAUCUGAACGUUAUACUUUUUGUUACAUCUAAGUGUUGGAUGUUUUGGUAUUAAUGGUUUUACUUUUAUCUCAGCGUGGGUUUAAUUCAUGAGAUCUUAUCAUGUUUUCUCUUUUGGGGAUUUUGAAGAAGAACGGAAUGUAGAUCCUUUUGCUUAUGUGCGAAGGGGAGGAUAAGCAUAUGCUUUGGAAUUGUGCUUUGGAUGCUUAUAUUGCAUCAUAUGUCAAGGAAUUUGUUUGUACACUUGUC
This is a messenger RNA of Elaeis guineensis (African oil palm), 1235 nucleotides long. Its product is annotated as protein SRC2 homolog. The record is from RefSeq and is a predicted model, not a curated record. Gene Ontology annotation, biological process: defense response. Lineage: Eukaryota; Viridiplantae; Streptophyta; Magnoliopsida; Arecales; Arecaceae.